Messenger RNA from Cephus cinctus (wheat stem sawfly), 4379 nucleotides. It is a transcript of the gene MESK2, whose product is annotated as protein NDRG3. Gene Ontology annotation, biological process: signal transduction. NCBI's taxonomy places the organism in Eukaryota, Metazoa, Arthropoda, Insecta, Hymenoptera, Cephidae. The transcript has 9 exons. The coding region runs from base 581 to 1750 and encodes 389 amino acids. The record is from RefSeq and is a predicted model, not a curated record. Gene Ontology annotation, cellular component: cytoplasm.
AUCUAAUAAAAAUUUUCAUUUCCUAAUAUCAAUUUUUUACUAAUAAUUAUCAUCGACGAAAAUAGCAAAUUCUCCUAAAUAAUAUUUUGCACCUUCGAAUUCUUUCCCACUUUUUCUCGUAACACCUAUAGAAGACCAAGAAAUCAUUUCCCAGCUCCGACUCCGUCAGUAGGUUCCCGGAUGUCGGGAGGCAGUUUAGCUAAACCGGAAACAGCUGAGUGACGUGUCGGAGAUACCGGGAGCCAACUGGCCGUGCUGGAAUUGUGCUUGGAAAUUCAAUGAAGCUUGGAUGGUUCGUACCAUUUGCAGAAGUCAUUGGUACCAUGGACUGUCAUUGGUACAAAAUUGUCAUCGUGUAUAACGUCACGAAGACUUGACAGUAAUAGACCUGGCAUCGUGUCCAAGACAAUCUUGAAAACAUAGAGCAAGUUACUAAACAGCGGAAGUGUAGUACCGGAAGUCUUAAAGCGCAGACGAAGAAGGUCAAUCCGUCCUGAUCUGCUACCAACUGGAUACGUAACUGAGUUAUCGUGGAGGAUCUCAUCCAGUUAGGUCUACAAGACCUGGAGACGUUGAAGGAAUGGAGAAAGAAAACACGAUGCCGUCAGACAGCAUGGACGAUAUAGAGUUGAAAAAUAUUCAACUGCAGUUUCCGGCAUUACGAUAUCUCACGAGGGACGACGGCUCUGUACGCGAGGAAAGGGUUGAAACUGAUAAGGGUAGUUUGCUUGUAGCAGUUCAGGGUAAUCGAGCUAAACCUGCCAUCCUCACUUAUCACGACUUAGGCCUUAACUAUAUCUCGAGCUUCCAGGCGUUCUUCAAUUACAUCGACAUGCGCGUGUUACUCGAAAACUUUUGCGUGUAUCACGUAAACGCACCGGGUCAGGAGGAAGGCGCCCCGACGCUCCCAGAGGACUACGUUUAUCCGUCCAUGGAGGAAUUGGCAGAACAGCUGCUCUUCGUCCUGGGUCACUUUGGUCUGAAUUCGGUUAUCGGAUUUGGCGUCGGCGCAGGUGCUAACAUCCUUGCGCGAUUCUCUUUGGCGCAUCCGGAAAAAAUUAAUGCGCUGUGCCUGAUCAAUUGCGUCUCCACGCAGGCUGGUUGGAUCGAAUGGGGUUAUCAAAAAUUAAAUGUCCGUCAUCUGAGGUCUCAAGGAAUGACCCAGGGUGUAUUGGACUAUUUGAUGUGGCAUCAUUUUGGAAGAGGUACCGAAGAGAGGAAUCACGACCUUGUCCAAGUCUAUAAGAAUUAUUUCGAACGCCGUGUUAAUCCCACGAAUCUGGCGCUCUUCAUCGACAGCUACGUACGUCGCACGGAUCUGAACAUCAGCAGGGAAUUGGACCCGACCCGUAAGAAGGAGGGCCUUACCCUAGGAGUCCCAGUGAUGAACAUUACAGGGGCCCUGAGUCCCCACGUCGAAGACACCGUCACGUUAAACGGACGAUUGGACCCGACUAACAGCUCCUGGAUGAAGAUCUCAGAUUGCGGUAUGGUACUGGAGGAACAACCUGGCAAAGUCAGUGAAGCCUUCCGACUUUUUCUUCAGGGCGAAGGAUACGUGGUGAAAUCCCCGCGGAAGCCAAUGACGUCGACAACACCCGAAGUGGCUCCGCUAUCGCCAUUAAAAAUGGCCGACUACAGGCUGGCCUCCCUCGAGGGCCUCAAUCAUAUCUGCAGCAAGAAAAUCGACUGGCCCACCGCUACCAUACACAUCACCGAGAAUCCGAUAUCAGAAGCGGUCGUCUGCUAAAUACUACGUUCUAUUUGUCCAAGACACCUUUUCACCGCCAUGAUUUAUACCUGCACGAUUUAAUAUAGUGUUAAGGGGGCGACGGGACUGGGGCGGGUAGAGAUGGGAAAGACGAAUCGGUAGAUCAACUUUUUAAUUGUAGAGAAGGGAGGUAAGAAAGUAGGACUGGAGGAAGGGAGUAAAAGCAGAACGCGCAAAACAACGAAAUCGCGCACGAAUAAAAUUCGAAUGCUUUGCUGUUUUAAGUUUUUCCAAAAUAUUUUGAAAAAAAAAUUCGAUGUAAUCGUUUUUAUCAUUUUUUUUUCUUUUUUUUUUUCCUCUGUUUCAUCACUUUCAUUAACACGGCCGACAACACAUAUUAAAUACGGGAGAUCAUCGAAAUUCGUGUACCGAUUGGUAGGACGUGAGACGAUCACUUUUCCUUGAUGAAUUUCGCGUCGGUUUAGGUUCACGUCGGUUCUCGUAUUUCAGGUCAAAUAGCGAUAGCAACGCAAUAAUACGUAAUCUCAUACUUGGUGGGAAGGAGGAUCGAUUGCCGAAUCGAUCGAUCGAUACGUUUAUAUUAUAUAGGUUUGAAUCGAAAAACAACGACAAAAAUUUCCGCGAGUCCACUAUGGAGACUCAGAGAGAGUGUGAACCGCGUUGCACAUAUCCAGUACGUAUGCACGAUCUCACGUAACUUUUCGUACGAUUGUUUUUCAAUGAAAUCAAAAUGGCCGUGCAGUCCAUUACCAAUUUUCGAAAAAAAAAAUGUCUUUCGCGACAGACAAAACACGUUCCGCGUACGUCGAAGAAAUUCGAUAACCAAAUAAUCGUCACGCGAUCAGAGCACCGUUUAAUUAAAAAGAGUCAUUGCGAUCCUAAUCGAAGAAUAAUGACGGCGAAACAACGACACGAUCCACUAGCUCAUAUUCGUUUAUUCAUUUACUUGUACAUUUAUUCGUUUUUCUCACAUGUAUUAUCACAACUAUUAUUAUUAUUGUUGCUGUUCUUAAUUAUUAUUAUCACCAUCGUACGUAUGCCGUCUGUACAUUUAUUUAUCAUUUUCUUCCCACCUACCUCGGGGUACCCUUGCAAAGCACGGCCCUGAAGUGGAAAUUUACAAUUUACAAAAAAAAAAAUGAUUUUCUUACAAAAAAAAAAAGGAGGAAAUCUUUGGGGUGGGACGUGUAAGAAUACGAGGUGGAGGGAGAAGGGAAAAAUAGUAUUAGAAAAAAUUUUUAAAAAAUAUACACUUUUUUUUUGCUUAUACGACAAACGCCGACUGGUACGCGGAAAUUUUUGUUCCGGUUUAAAUAAAAUUAGGAAACACGUGUACGUUUGUUAUUGCUUUAAUGUACGCGCACCGUAAUUACAUACAGUCGUAGUGUCUCCAAAAAGAAAAAAAAAAAUAUGAAGAAUUCAGAGAACACGCGAGGGGUUCGCAUAUGCUCGAGCACCGUUGGUAAAUUUAUGCCAUUUAAUUACGAUACGACCAUAGAAUCCAAAGGUGUUGCUAGAUAGAUAAUAAUAAUGAAAAUUGAUUUCAUUAGGAUAUCGUUAUGACGUUUCGAUGCCUAUAGCGUGAUAUGAUAAGACGUGCCUGCUACAUAAUGUACGUAGCUUAAAAGCUGUGACCGCCUUUAGUUUUAUAAGCGUCCUUAAUGUCGAAUUUUUUUUCAUUUUGUCGCGCGUUAACCAUUUUUUCACGUGACUCACAACAAAUCGAUAUUGACUGACAUCCUGACCACGUGGCUUGACCGUCAGACUGACGCAAAAAACGAACCAUUUUUUUUAAUCGUCCCCAGAGAAAUCACGUACAGGGUUGAUAGUUAUUUGAAAAAAAAAUACCGAUACAAAAAUCGAAUGGUAAAACAUACGAUUGCAGUCGGGAAAUCAGUCAAUAUGUGAUACACGUGUAUAAUCGGUAAAAGUCAGAAUAACGCAUGAUGGCUCAACAAGGAUAGUAAGCAAAGUGGCGGAAAAUAAGUGAAAUUUUUAAUAUUAGGGUAUCGCACGUUGCGGAGGAAAGGACGAUUGAGAGAAUGGGAAUGAAAAACGGGAUGGAAAAGAAAAAAAAAAUCAAGCGUUGAAACAAGAUAAAUAAUUAUUAGUAAUUAACGACGAGCGCUAGCGUAGUAGCUUCUAAGGUCAGCGCAUGCGCAGAGACGAGGACGUCUACGCAGGUUAUACAAAAUGCACCGCUGACGGACGUAUUUGCGUGAGACUCUUUUUUUUUUAAUUUUUCACAUUCUCAUCCGGAAGCGACACCCGUUCAGCGAGUUCUCAAGUGGCGGCGCUAGUAUCGCUCCCAAAGAAUUUCCGGUCCCUGUCAGUGAGACACGGAAGACUUCCGUAUACCGGAUGCAUCCGAAAAUUCGUUGAGACGCAGAGACAAAGAAAAAGAAAAGAGAAAAAAAGCAAAAUAAUAAUGAUGAAUAUCAUCGAUAAUAAUAAUAAAAUUACACGACGAAAUUAUACAGCGGACACACCAGAAAGUAGACGAUAGCGAAAUAAAUGCCGAUCGUAUUAAUUAAUUAAGUGACGUAACGUAGAUGGAGCUUGACUAUUAUAAGUUAAUAACGACACGUGCACACGAAAUAUACAUCUUGUUAUUUAUAAUAAAUGAGACGUGAAAGAGAAAAAAAAA